ACACAAAAAUAUGACUGUAAUUACAAAACAACCAUUUAAAAUUAAAGAGGCCUUUCUUCACCUAAUUUGCGCCACGGAGCACACCGAAGAAGACAGAGAAAAGAAUCGCCAUUACUCAUUAUUCAUUCAAUUCAAGAAUUCUUCUUUUUUGCAUCUUUCAAUUUUUUGUUUUUCUCUCUUUCGAUUUCGAUUUCUUUGUAUGAUGCCGCAGGGUGAUUUACAGGCCUUCUUCACCGGUGAUGUUGCCGGCGACGACCGGAAAGCCGCCGACGACGAUGGAGAGCGGCUGCCAUUGGAGGAGGGGAAAGAGGAGCCAGAUCGGGCGGAAGUUCCUCCUGACUUUCCUCCGGAGUCUUUCUGGCUUUCUAAGGAUGCAGAGUUCGACUGGUUCGAUCGGAACGCUUUCUUUGAGCGGAAAGAAUCUACUAAGGCUAGUUCUAAUUCCACGAAUUUGAAUCCUAAUUUGCCUCCGCAACAUAAUUCGAAUUCGCAGCGGUUUUCGUUGAAUUUGAAGUCGAAGGCGUCGAUUAUCGGAUUGCCGAAGCCUCAGAACGCUGCUUAUGUCGAAGCGAAGAAUCGACGCAAUUGCAAGUCUGGAAACAUUCGGUUGUUUCCGAAACGGUCAGGAUCCGGUGGAAAAUCGGUUUCGUCAAUGAUCGAACCUUCUUCUCCCAAGGUAUCAUGUAUGGGGAAAGUGAGAUCGAAGAAGGACCGAAAUCGGCUGAAGAAUAACAAUAAUCACCAUCACUCGUCAGAAACAGAACUAGCACCAACCGCAAAAGAGAAAUCAGUUGAAAAACAGAAGAAAGGAUUCUUCGCGAGUUUCCGCGCUAUAAUUUUUCGGAGCGGUGGAAGAAGGCAACCAGUCGUCGAACCGACUGUCUCGUCGUCACUCACAAACUCGCCUCCAGAACAGAACAUCAGAGCGCCUCCAACGCCGCCGCCGCCGACGGCGGUGUCUCUUCCAAGCAAGAUCGACAAAACAGAACCGCCUGCCUUGGGCGGUAUGCAACGAUUCGCAUCGGGAAGAAAGUCCAGUUCGUGGAGCGGUAUAGAGGUGGCUUAGGCGUAGCAUUGACUCUUCCGCCAUGCGAGGGAUCAUCGUGCACGCCGGCGGGGCCCGCCGGAAGAUUUUGGAAUUGGCAGCCUUGAUUUGGAUGUUUGCUCGGUAGGGCCGAAUCCGAUUGCAUUUGUCGUUGGAUGAACAUGCGGUUUGAACUUUGAACAACGAUUCAUCAAGAAAUUUUCUACUCCAUUGUGGUUUGGAAGGUAAAACAUCGAUAUCAUAGUCCUUUUUUCAAAUUUUUUAAAAAUAGUUUUGGUAGUACUUGAAAUCUUUUUGUUUGAAUUAGAGGAUGAAGAUUUGUUGUAGAUAAGAGCUUUUGGGAAUGAGUAGUUUGCAUUUGCAUUGUAUAUUCGUUCA
Molecule: messenger RNA, 1423 nt
Organism: Benincasa hispida (wax gourd)
Lineage: Eukaryota; Viridiplantae; Streptophyta; Magnoliopsida; Cucurbitales; Cucurbitaceae
Source: RefSeq, a predicted model, not a curated record